AGCGAUUCCGACUAAGAGAAUCGCGGUCCGAUGUUCGGGAUGUGGAGAGAUCCGCAUCGAAUAUACCCGAGGGUUCAAGCUACAUAUGCUCUGACGCACCUUCUACCUGUAAGGGACAUCCUCUUUUGAUAACACGAGGUUAUCACGACAGAGCGCAUCUUAAGCACCUAGCUAGGUAGCCAUCGGCCCGGCCUCUGGAACGCAUAGACAAUCGAGUCAGCUCGUAUCUAUCCCCCUUACAUCCAUCCAGCACUAACCCUCCGCGCAGGCUACACGCACACAAACCCACCUAGUGAGCAACAGGAAUAGGUAAAAGUUGAAGUAAAUAAAAAAAUAAAAAAAAAAAAUAAAAAAUGCGCCUCCCAUACACCCCCAACCCGCCCGUCCCGACCACGGACGAGGACGCGGCGAUCGUAUCGCGGAUGGCGGCGCGCCGGGCCCCGCGGCCGCUGCAGCCCCUGGACCUGGCGCUGCUGCACGCGCCGCCCGUGGCGGACGGGUGGAACGCGUUCCUGGGCGCGGUGCGGACGCGCACGUCGCUCGGCGCGGCCGUCCGCGAGCUGGCCAUCUGCCGCGUGGCCGUCGUCAACGGCGCGUGGUACGAGUGGGCGCACCACGCGCCGCUGGCGGUCGGGGCGGGGGUCAGCGAGGCCGGGAUCGGGGUCGUUGGGAGGGAGGUUUUGGUCGCUGGGGAUGGGGAGAAGGCGAAGAGGGAGGCGUUGGGGGCUGGGCUGAGCGAGCGCGAGUGGGUCGUCUUAAAGUACGCGGAUGAGAUGACGCGCAACGUGCGGGUUUCCGACGAGACGUUUGCGGAGCUCAAGGGCUUGUUUAGCGAGAGGGAGGUUGUGGAGGUUACUGCUACGGUUGCGGCUUACAACUGCGUCAGCAGGUUCCUUGUCGCUCUGGACGUGGGUGAGAGGAAUGGGACUGGACCGGAUGACGUUGCUGGGCACUGACGGGCGAUGUGCUGUGCUCGAAAUUUAAACAUCAUAAAAUCGUGUAUAGAAGCCAAUCUAAUGGUAUAAAUGGAGUCACCAUAUCCAUCGCGCGAAAGCCACAU
Molecule: messenger RNA, 1060 nt
Organism: Annulohypoxylon truncatum
Lineage: Eukaryota; Fungi; Ascomycota; Sordariomycetes; Xylariales; Hypoxylaceae
Product: AhpD-like protein
Exons: 3
Coding region: 354-956 (200 amino acids)
Molecular function (GO): peroxiredoxin activity
Source: RefSeq, a predicted model, not a curated record